Arabidopsis thaliana (thale cress) is the source of this 882-nucleotide messenger RNA. RefSeq names its product TRAF-like family protein. NCBI's taxonomy places the organism in Eukaryota, Viridiplantae, Streptophyta, Magnoliopsida, Brassicales, Brassicaceae. The record is from RefSeq and is marked reviewed. Bases 1 to 882 code for a protein of 293 amino acids. The transcript has 4 exons.
AUGAAGAGGAGUCGGAGCCAGAAUUUGAUUACGGAGAUGAUUCUCCUUUUGAGGGUAUCCCUGCAUCCUUUUGUCGUCGAUGGCUGCAAAUGGUGUCUAACUGCUUAUCCAAAGGGAUAUAACUUUAUUGGUUACUUGUCUCUGUAUCUGGAAGUCGCCGAUAAUGGAUCAUUGCCUUUUGGAUGGAGAAGACAUGCUCGAUAUACCCUAACUUUAGUAAAUCAAAACUCGAAAAAAAGCUUCCAACCAAAUGAAGUACAAGAGUGGUUUGACGACUCAAUCAAAUGGGGUUGUCCAUCCAUGUUUCCCCUAAAUGAAAUCCAUGCCAAAGAUAGUGGAUUUCUAGUAAACGGGGAACUCAAAAUUGUUGCCGAGAUAGAUAUCCUUGAAGUUAUUGGAGACGUAGAUGUAUCAGAAGGUAUUUCAACAGUAAAGGAAACCAUACAUGUUAAUGGCUUUCAACUUCUUCCUUCACAGGCAAAAUCUGUUAGCCAUAUUUUUGAAAGACACCCAGAGAUUGCAUCUGAAAUCCACCCAAAGAACUCAAGUCUUAGGACUGGUUACAUGAGUUUGCUACUCAGUCUGAUUGAGACUUUAUCUCAGUCACCUCAAGAACUCUCCAAGGAUGAUUUGUGUGACGUAUAUAUUGCAAUUGGAUGUAUGAAAAAUGCAGGGUUUAAGUUGGAUUGGUUGGAGAACAAACUUUAUGAGGUGGCACAAAAGAAGGAGGAUGAUGAAGCUGGUGAGACUCGGCUACGAGAAAUGGAGGAAAAGUUGAAGGACUUGAAGCUCAAGUGUUCAAAAAUGGAAGCGCUAGUGGAGGAAGAGAAAGCCAAGGUGUCGGCUGCAAAAGCUCAUCUCUCAUUCGAUGAUGUUGUUUGA